AUGGCUUCACCAGAGGAAAAACAAGCUCAGCCCUUUGCGGAUAUCUUCAAUGAAGAUGAAGCUGAAAAAUCCUUUCUGUUGUCCAAGCCUGCUUGUUUAAUUAUCUUUGGAAAGCCAGGUUCUGGAAAGAAAACAUUGGCUAGAAAACUAGCACAAAUAUGGAAAUGCAUUUUCAUAGAAGCUUUGGAAGUAAUCCAAACAAAUAUUCAAGAAGAAACAGAAUAUGGGCUUCAGUGUCAAGAGUUGCUUUUUAAAGGUCAAAGUAUUUCUGAAGAACUGGUUACAGAAAUGAUUCUGAAAAAGAUUGAGUCACCAGAAGUUACUCAUUUUGGUUAUGUUCUCAGUGGAUUUCCUUCUCUCUCAGAGGAAUAUAUGACUGUUUCACAGCAAGUAGAGAAAAUAAAGAAUCUAAAAUUAAAACCGGAUUUCCUGAUUAACAUUAAGUGUUCAGAUUAUGACUUAUGCCAAAGAAUAUCAGGACAAAGGCAACACCCUGAUUCAGGGCAGGUGUAUCAGAGGAACCAGUGGGAUCCUGACAUAAUUGAAAAGCAUAAGAAAAAGAAAGAUCAACAAGAAGAAGAUAAUGAAGAAGAUGAAGAGCUAGAAGAAGAUGAAGAGCUAGAAGAAGAACAGAUGGCAGAAGAUCCACUUAAGAAGUCAGAAUUUUUGCAUCAGUUAGUGCAGAGGCCUGAGGAUUUUCUUGAAAAUGCAGAGAAAAGAGUUGGAGUGUAUAAGGAUAUCAUGCUUCAUCCUUUAGAAGACUUGAUGGCUGAACAGGAUUGUGAGUGUCUUAUUGAAGUGGAUGGAAAUCAGCAACCAGAUGAUGUCUUAGCAUCAGUGGCAGUUCGACUUCAAUCUCUGGGUGUUCCAAUUGGAGCUCCUAUAACCAGACUUCAAAGUGAUCAAGAAGAAACACUGGAGGGACUGGAAAAUGGUGAACUUCUCCGGGUUCUGUCGUCUUACCAACUAAUAGCACGCAGAUAUCGAUGGCAUAGAAGCAGGUGGGGGAAAGCAUGUCCUGUGGCUCUAAAGAAAGGUGAUAUUGUAAUGGGAAAUCCAGACUUAGCUGUCAGUUUUCUAGGUAAAAUGUACAUACUGUCAUCCCCAGCAGCAUUAAAAGCAUUUAUGUUGAAUCCACGGCCUUACUUGUUACCACCAAUGCCACUUCCUCCUUGUAAAGUACUAGUAUUUGGUCCUCCAUUCUCUGGAAGAACAACUAUUUGUAACCUAAUUGCACACAAAUACAAAGGAAAGGUUCUUGAUAUGGCCAAACUCAUUCAACCCCAUCUGGAAAAAGCAAGAGAAGAAAACUUGGAGCAAGUGCGAAGGGAUGCAAUAGAAAAGGCUAUAACAGCAGUGAAAAACAGGAUGGAAGAACAUUCAGCAGAAUUAGGAAUGGCAGAGAUAACUGCUGACCACCCAGAAGUUCAAGCGAUGGUAGAAGCCACAAGAAGUGCAUCAGUCUCCGAAGUUACAGUGCCACCUGAAAUAUACACCGAAGUACUGGAGAGAGCUAUUGCAGAGCUUAUCAAGAAUAACAAAGACAGGUUUCCUGGUGCUCCAGAAAAAGGAGGAUGGGUAGUGGAUAACUACCCUCUGUCAGUAGAUCACUGGUCAGCUUUAUCAGAAAAAGGACUUUUACCUGACACUGUUGUCUGUCUGAAGGAUACAAAAAAAAACGGAGUCUGUAUAAUACGCAGAACAUACUCAGCAAACAGGGAUGAAAUUAAUCCUAAGAUUUUGAAAAGACUAACAGAUGAAGCAUUAGAAGAGAAAAACAUAGAAGAAGAAAGAAGAGAAAUGCAAGAAAAACCAGUAUCAGAGGAAGAACAAUCUCAUGGGGCUGCUCUGGAGAAAGAAAUCAUACUACCUGAGUUUACAGAGGAUGAUUUUCUAGAUAUGCCAGAAAUGGAAACAGUUAGAAAGAAGAUAGACCUUUUCAUGAACGACUGGAAAACAGUGGAAUCAGAAAUCAAGCAGUCAUCUGUAGUUCAGGUUGCUGAUUUAGAGAUUGCUGAGCAAACUCCAGAAAGUCUGCUUAAUCAAACAGUGCUGGUUAUGGAAAAACCUUUUAAAUAUCAUGGUUGGGAAUUAUCUGCUGAAGACUUAGAUGAGGAGGCAGAAGAUCUGGCUGCAGAAAGUGAAGAUGAAGAAGUUGAAGAAGAGGAGAAUGAGAAUGAAGAAGCUCCUCCAUUACGAGUGUGCUUAAUUGGGGCUCAUGGAGCAGGUAAAACUAUUUGUGCACGACAGCUAGCAGACAAAUUAGGCAUUUUCCAUAUUCAGUUUGAAGAAUAUCUACAGGAAUUGAUCCUACCCAAAACUAAAGAGAAAGUUGGACCCCAUUUUGAUGAAGAACCUGAAGAAGAUGACAAUAAAAUACUAAUGCUAUCACAGGAACUGGAAGACUUCUCUCAGGCUAUGACUAAAACUGAAAAACCUAAAAAAAGCAAACAG
Nestor notabilis (Kea) is the source of this 2454-nucleotide messenger RNA. RefSeq names its product adenylate kinase 9-like. Gene Ontology annotation, molecular function: ATP binding; ATP hydrolysis activity; AMP kinase activity. The transcript is spliced from 19 exons. Gene Ontology annotation, biological process: nucleobase-containing compound metabolic process. Lineage: Eukaryota; Metazoa; Chordata; Aves; Psittaciformes; Psittacidae. The record is from RefSeq and is a predicted model, not a curated record. The annotation marks the transcript as partial. Gene Ontology annotation, cellular component: cytoplasm.